This is a messenger RNA of Iphiclides podalirius (scarce swallowtail), 192 nucleotides long. The record is from the annotation of a GenBank genome assembly. NCBI's taxonomy places the organism in Eukaryota, Metazoa, Arthropoda, Insecta, Lepidoptera, Papilionidae.
AUGCCUUCUGAUAAAACUUGUUGCGUUCCUGGGUGUUUGGAGAUGAGCAACGGAGCCGAAAUGGUGGCCUAUUACCACAAACAGUGGUCGCUCAUGAGAAAGAAACUGCAUCACCAGAGCCUACAACUGCGCCGGCUGCGGAAGAGAGUCGAAACUUUAGAAGGGCGCUCAAGAGAGGGCGCUGGAAAGACU